AUGUGCAAAUUGUUACAUUUAUUUAAUGUUUUGAUUCAAUUUUAUUUUUUAAACAAAUUUCUUGGAACAGCCGAUUAUCCUUUAUUUGGAGGGCACGUAAUCUAUGACCUAUUUCGGGACCGUGAAUGGCAAGAUUCUGGCAGAUUUCCAAGAGUAACACUCUGUGAUUUUGAAAUUAGAGUUUUGGGGAAUAUACACAGGCAUACAGUACAGUGUGUGCUUGUUAUAAAUAUGUUUUUAGAAAAGAUUUUCGUCUUUUUAUGGCUCUGGCUUCUAUUUCUAGCUUUCCUUUCAAUUGUAAAUUUAUCAGCUUGGUUAGCAACGGUAGCUGUUCCUAUUUGUAGACAAGCAUUUGUAGAAAAAUUUUUAGAUUUGAGUCAAUAUGAGCCUAAAACUAGUGCAGAAGUUCACUUAUUUGUUGAAAAAUUUCUUAGGCCUGAUGGUGUUUUUUUACUUAAAAUGGUAUCUGUACAUGCCGGAAACAUUAUGUGUACAAGAUUAAGCGAAUCAUUAUGGAUACAAUUUCAACAAUGGAGAGCUUCAACAAAAAUAUUACCUAGUAGUAGAAAAGAAUCUUCUCCUAGUUUAGGAAUUUUAAUGUCAGGUGAAGGAGGGGGAGGUGGUCCUUCUUCUGAAAGACCAAAAAGAAGAUCAUCAUCUGAGAGAAGAGAAGGAAGAGGUAUUUUAAAAAAUUAG
This is a messenger RNA of Meloidogyne enterolobii, 696 nucleotides long. The record is from the annotation of a GenBank genome assembly. NCBI's taxonomy places the organism in Eukaryota, Metazoa, Nematoda, Chromadorea, Rhabditida, Meloidogynidae.